Aspergillus chevalieri is the source of this 1293-nucleotide messenger RNA. RefSeq lists its product as uncharacterized. The transcript has a single exon. The record is from RefSeq and is a predicted model, not a curated record. Bases 1 to 1293 code for a protein of 430 amino acids. Lineage: Eukaryota; Fungi; Ascomycota; Eurotiomycetes; Eurotiales; Aspergillaceae.
AUGAAACCCAAACUCUCCCGCAUCCUCCACCUAACCGCCUUCACCUUCCUAUCCAUCGUCCUCCUCUGCCUAAUCCUCCUCACCCCCUCCGACGCAAUCUACCAAUGCUACGUCACCCAACGCCUAAUCAACAUCUUUUUCAUCGCCGGCGCUUACAUUGUGACCUUUCUAUUGGCGGUUCUCAUCUACGCGACUCGCAUAUACACAAAUCGCAGCGUGUUAACGGGUAUUCCCAAGGCAUGGAUACCAGUUGAAAAAGAGGAUGUCGGGGGCAGUGUAAGAAGACUUGUGAUGGAGGGAUUAGCGAGGAGCGCAGUUAUAGCAUACCAGGCUAGACCUAGGGACGUCGCUGUGGAGGAACAAACCCAGACGCAGACGCAGAGCCAGCAGGUACAAGCACAGCAAGAGCAGGGACUCGUUGUGAACCGCGACCGGCCGCCGUGGGGCCAUAUCGAGCAUCCGGGGUGGUCGUCGCCGGAGUCGCGGGAUUUGCCUGAUCUGCCGUAUCGCACUGUUAUACAGGAGCUGCCGCAUUUGAUCGAGGCGAAGGCUGUUUCGCUUGCGCCGCCGGAUCCGGUGUUUACGGCUACGAGUUAUAGUCCCCAGGGAGGGGGGCAGGGGCAGGAGCAUGCGAUCCCGGAUACGCGGGUGGUGGAGAUUUUACAGCGGCGCACGUCGAUGGGGGUAAGGGACUAUAUACAGCGGUUGACUGCGAUGGAGGUUAUACGGCCGCCGGAGGUUGGGGCGGAGUUUGUUGUGCUGUAUGAGCGGGCGCGGUUCUCGGCACAUGAGCUGUUUGAGAGUGAAUUUCGGGAGUUGAUGCAUGUGUUUGCGGAGAUGUUGAGGGGGAUGAAGGGCCUUGGGCCGGAGAAGAUUAUGAAGUUGGAGGCGGAUUAUUUUGAUGGCAGCGGUAGUGAUGAGAGGAGUAUCAUGACCUCCAGUGGAUCACUUAUUGGGCCUUCUGAUGAAGAUGGGGAGACGGAUACGAUGGAUUAUUCUCAGGACGACGAUGGCAGUUUGCGGCUGCGACAUUCGUCGUCUGGGUAUGGGUCCUCGCGCGAGGAUUACCAUUCUAACUAUGCUACGCCACGGAGUCGCAUGUCUGCUGCCCCUUUUCAUAAUCAGGCCUGGUAUGAACGUCCUUCAUCUCGGAGAAUGCUUGCACCGCGCGCGCCGUCGAUGCAACCACUGCGUCGAGUUCGGUCGAAUAUUUCGGGAAGUUCAGGAGGGAGUGUGAUUCGGUUAGCGGAUCGGGGAGAUAUACCCUAUACUUUUGAUACCAGUAAUGUUUAA